Messenger RNA from Fusarium oxysporum Fo47, 3899 nucleotides. RefSeq lists its product as uncharacterized. The record is from RefSeq and is a predicted model, not a curated record. The transcript has a single exon. Bases 266 to 3739 code for a protein of 1157 amino acids. Gene Ontology annotation, molecular function: ATP hydrolysis activity; DNA binding; ATP binding. Lineage: Eukaryota; Fungi; Ascomycota; Sordariomycetes; Hypocreales; Nectriaceae. Gene Ontology annotation, cellular component: nucleus.
GCCAAGCUCUUUAUUCAACUAUAUCCACGGGCAACGCUUUCAGUUCAUUCGCAUCAAGCCAAAGGCACGCCUCGCAUUGGAAUCUUUUCUCUAUCACUAUAAGACUCCACUAAAUCUUUUUUCCUUCUCUCAUCCUAAGAAUCCAUAUUGCGGUGUUACAUUCGUGAAAUGGUGGUUUAACGGCAAGCUUAAAGGUGCUUAGGACAUCGAAUUCGCCAGCUCCUUGCACGCUGACACCGAAACUCUCGCAGCCUUUGACGCAUCAAUGGGAUCGGUCUUGGUCGAAAGGAUGGCCCAGGAAGGCAUGAGGGAACCUGAGGUGAAGAAAGUCCAUCCUUUCUUUACUAAAGGUCCUGCUGCCGACGUUGCCAACCCCCCGAACAGCGCAGAACCAUCGCCUAAAUUUUUGAGCAGCGAAACUCCUCACGAAGACGCUGAGCCCGUGCCAGAAGCUCAAAACGGUAGAAGACGUCGAAAGGCCGACACGACCCUCCCACAUGAUGCGCCUGGGCCGAAGAGACCACGACGAAAGCGCCAGGGUGAUGCAGCUCCAAGCAACUCGAACGCGACUAUUGAGCAGAGUCUUGGAAUCAAGCUUACGGAGCCCGUCUCUGCCAAACCGGAACCCGAACCGACGAAUAUCGCACCUAUAAAACCCAUCGAGACCACUUCGCAAUCCAAUACUUCCAGCAAUACGGAUCCCAACGUCAAGGGCAAAGUACUGAAAUGGAACCCGAAGACAGGGACAUUGGGAUCGCCCCCAAAGCUCAAAUCGAAGAGCCCUCCGUCUCGCAUGGUGUGCGUGAAAUAUGGACGUGACGAUGCCAACCGAAAGGAUAUGGGGGAUAAGAUAACCCAGAUCCUGGAAGGCAAGAUAUUGUUCCCACCAACACCACCAAAGAGACGAGGAAGGAAGGCGAAAGAGGACUGUAUAACCAAAAUUGAGGAUAUCUCGAGGACUACACACCCAUUUUUUACUGGGAAGGCAAAGCAAAACACGAAAACGGAAAGCCAAUCUGCUUCCAAAGGGCACUCAGCUUCGGCACGACAGACCGUAUUCAUGUCCACGCCAAUGUCUCCUAAAAAGCCUCGCAAUCCAUUUAUCGUGAACAAGCAACCCCCACGGUUUGGCGUCAAGACUGGCGUUACUAAGGUGCCCGGGGCUAUGCAGCCUCUGUGGCCAGCGAAGGGAAUGGCUCAUGUUCGUGGUUUUGACCUCGAACUUGAUUCUACAUUAUUAUCAUCCGAGGAGCAUAUGGAUAAAAAGUCCAAAGGUUCUACUGUCACAAUCACCCCCGACGAGUCAGUGCUGGACAGGUUCUGUGCCAAUAUGGAUAUUGCUGCUAUCCGAGAAUCACUGCCUAGGAAUCACGAUAGUUUUGAACCCGCGCCUAAGGAACUACGAACCCCUAACCGGCACUUUGAAAGUGGACGAAAACUUCAAAAACGUGUCCGGUCAGAACUCAGAACCCUACGGCUGGCGAGCACCGCUGAUAAUGAUGAUGUGAUGAUGGGUGACACAUCCGAGGUCUCUGCAAGAAGAACACACCCCGCAGUCAACCGGUUAUACGAAAUGCUUGAGACUAGCCUUUCUGCAUAUGAUAGAUCAACGUGUGAGUCACUGGCCUGGACGCAGAAGUACGCUCCAACUGCAGCAUCAGAGAUCCUCCAGGCUGGAAAAGAGGCCCUCCUACUGAGGGACUGGUUACAAACACUGAAAGUUCAGUCUGUAACUACAACAACCGAUUAUGCAGCAACCAAAGGAAAGCCGAAAACAAAAGCAGCACCGAAAAAGAAGAGAAAGAAGGAUGAGCUGGAUGAUUUUAUUGUCAAUAGCGAAGAGGAAGCAAACGAGAUGGAUGAGAUCUCUGAAAACGAGCACGAUUGGGCACCUGCCGGCUCAGGAUUGCUGAAGACAGUCGUUCGAAAUGGCGACUCCGCAAAGGAGCAGGGAAGAUUGACGAAUGCCGUGGUUAUCAGUGGUCCUCAUGGGAGUGGCAAGUCGGCGACGAUUUACGCAAUAGCCAAAGAAUUGGGAUUCGAAAUUUUCGAAAUCAACUCUGCAAGUAGACGAAAUGGCAAGGAUAUCUUGGAGAAGGUUGGCGACAUGACACGAAAUCACCUUGUUCAGCAACACCGCGCAGAUCCCGGUUCUGGAACCACGGAGGAAGAUGAGAUUUCUCGGGAUUUGAAGUCAGGGAAGCAAGGCAUGAUGACUGCUUUUUUCCAAAAGUCAAGAGUCUCCAAACCACCAGCCAAGAAACCCGCCGAGGAGAAGUUGCCCGAAACAACAAAAGCCAGCUCGGCUAAGAGCCAGAAGCAGUCAUUAAUUCUGCUGGAAGAAGUUGACGUCUUAUACGAGGAAGACAAGCAAUUUUGGGCAACACUGAUGGGAAUGAUGGCACAAUCGAAACGACCAUUCAUCAUGACCUGUAACGACGAAAGCCUGGUGCCUCUCCAGAGCCUUAACCUCCAUGGCAUUUUCCGAUUCGCACCUCCACCUAUGGAUCUUGCUGUCGACCUCUGUCUUCUCGCCGCAGCUAACGAAGGGCACAUUCUACGACGCACAGCUGUUGAGGCCUUGUACAAGUCUAGAAAUAACGACCUCAGGUCCUCGCUAACAGAACUCAACUACUGGUGCCAGAUCGGGGUCGGGGAUCGCAAGGGAGGAUUCGAUUGGUUCUGCCUGCGAUGGCCCAAAGGGACCGACCUAGACGAAAACGGCGAUGUAGUACGAGUGCUGAGUGAGGACACUUAUUGCAAGGGCAUGGGCUGGAUUGGUCGUGACCUGAUCGCUACCUGCCCUGAUCCAUUGGAGUCAGAAGAGGAGGCAAUGAAACAGGCGUGGGACUCCUGGGCAUUAGACAUGGGCGAGUGGGACACUACACUGGAUUUGCCAUCAUGGGCCGAUGGUGUCUCUCAACAUAUAUCGCAACCAAGCCAGAGGCUCGAGGCACUUGCGGCCUUUGAUGAGUUCUGCACCUCAAUGAGCGACGCAGAUCUCUUGACAAGCGGCACUUUGGGGAUCAGAUUUCAGGAGAUGAUCGAUCCGGAACUGCCUGAAAUACCAAUCAAGAUGCGAGACGAUUUCAUCAUCGGAAGUCGUCUUCUUGAGGCAGACCCCAAGGUGAUGCCGUCCUCACCCAGUGUCAACCUCUCCUUAUCUCUCAGGUCCCUAGCAAGGCAAAGCCUUAUGCAUGCUUCACCCACACUCAAUACUCCCAAGACUCUCCUCGAACCACUCACAGAGAAGCGAGUGGUUGAGUCCCUUGACCACUCAUUUGAGCCUCAAACCGCGCCGCUGAGCCGCAUGGACCUUGCGUAUGCAUUCGAUCCUAUUGCCAUAAAUGAGAAGAUAUCAGCGGCCAGUUAUCUUGACCCAUCAGUGUUUGACAGGACCACAAAACUCAUCGUCCUAGACGUGGCGCCAUGGGUACGCGGGAUCGUGGAGUUUGACAACACGCUGAUGCAAGAGCGGCUUAAGUUGAGUAACCUCCUAAGCGAGGGGGGCAAGCGGAAGAGGAUGCGCACGACACGCAGUGCAUAUUCAGCUAUGGAAGGGGGCGAGAGGAGGAAUACACGUCGUGAGAGGUACUUUGGAGACACCCUCAACACGGUCUUUGUGAGACGUACCGCCGGCAAGGGCUGGCAGGAUGCUGUGGAGAGAACAGCGCCAAGGGAGACAACAUGGAGUCUACCCAACAGUUCACCGCCGUCCUCGCCAGCAUCAAGCAUUUAACGAGGGCAGAACUCUGAGUGGGUUAUGCCGUAUAUUCUAAACGUGAAUUGACUUGGAAGGAUCAUGAUACAUACGCAUAUAGGUCGGCAAGCUUGGUUUUUGGGGAGUCUCCUAUGCGGGAUUGCAUAGCACAGUCUCAGAAUUACGCAUAUUAUAGAAC